AUCACUGCCGCUCCUUCCGCGCUCUCGCCCAGAUAGGCAGCCAGGAUCAGGCCCUUCCAAGUCCCGCCAAGUGUCCAAACUCAAUUAUCAUCUCGAUCAGUCCUUCCACUCGUCCUUUCUAAUAUUCCAUUGUUCCUGACUGCCGGGCGUCGUGAUUUCCACACAUAUGUUUUCCACAUCCAUAUAUUUAUUAUACAUUCCCAAUCACCUGUCUUUCUGUCGUCAUUUCGAUCACAGGUCUUUAUUUGUCCAUCUUGCCCUGCCACCCACAGGUCAUAUCAUUCCACUGAUGUGCAAUUCUUUCCCUUCGGCGUGUCAGAUGCAUCACAUGUCUUCCGUCCGCGCCGAUAUCGCUGAAAUUAUUUUAUGUUCUGCCGGUCGGGUUCCUGGACCAUCUCUGUCGUUGAACUGCUCUGGUGCUCACAUCCUCGCUUCUGCCGCAAUCUCCCACGUGCAUUUGCAUGUGCACCGCGCCUGCACUCGACAUGAACUCUCUCAGACUCAGAAUCUAAGGCACCAAAGGAUUUGUGAAUAUUACAAAUAGAAACUUAGAAGGGAAGAACAGGAGGCGAAAGGAAUUACGAAAGGUCCUCUAACGCAUUGUAUGGUCUGUCACAGCUUCACAGCUUCCAUCCUAUGCAUGGAACACAUCUCCUUUUAUAAAAUUUUCUUUCUCUACAGCAUACCCAUCUUGAUGCUCUGCUAUGCUAUUUUCACCGUAUCCACAGCGUCCUUCCCAAUCAGAUCGC
This is a messenger RNA of Fomitiporia mediterranea MF3/22, 749 nucleotides long. RefSeq lists its product as uncharacterized. The record is from RefSeq and is a predicted model, not a curated record. The coding region runs from base 329 to 544 and encodes 71 amino acids. Lineage: Eukaryota; Fungi; Basidiomycota; Agaricomycetes; Hymenochaetales; Hymenochaetaceae. The transcript is spliced from 2 exons.